This is a messenger RNA of Tremella mesenterica DSM 1558, 1538 nucleotides long. RefSeq lists its product as uncharacterized. Gene Ontology annotation, cellular component: inositol phosphoceramide synthase complex. Gene Ontology annotation, biological process: sphingolipid biosynthetic process; inositol phosphoceramide metabolic process. Lineage: Eukaryota; Fungi; Basidiomycota; Tremellomycetes; Tremellales; Tremellaceae. Gene Ontology annotation, molecular function: inositol phosphoceramide synthase activity. The transcript has 9 exons. The record is from RefSeq and is a predicted model, not a curated record. Bases 149 to 1255 code for a protein of 368 amino acids.
CCAUCACGACCUUUGCUUCAUUCCUUACUAAUUUAUCUAACCUUUCUUCGCCGGUCAACCGUCGCUCAAAGGGGACAAAGCUCUUUUUUUCCCGCUGCUAGCUGCUUCCGACUCUACCUGACACCUGACGUCAAUUAGUUUCAGUGACAUGUCCACCAAGGAAGAGAUUCCCGCACUAAGUUUCAUACUUGAACCAGCUCUCGUCGCUUCAUUACUCACCAUUGGAUGUCUUCUCAAUCGUCGUUCACCCGCUGAUAUCCGUCUUUCUCAUGCGGUCCUUUCCCCUUCCCCGACUCCCUCGGUGGAUGGGAAACCUUCGACGAAAGAGAUGAAAUCCUUAUUCUGGACUCUCAGAGUACCGGAUAAUAGUCGGUUUAGAAUGAAUCUGGGUUCUAGAGUAUUGGGAAUGUUUCCUUUCUUAAUGGAGGUGUGGUACUGGUUACUCACCUAUUGGACAUACCAAAUCGCCAGGGCUAUGCAAGCGCUCACCAUGGGACCCAAGACGACAGAAUUGGCGGAGAAACAUUCAAAGUUGAUCCUUCAUGCGGAAAAGUUUUUGCAUAUUGCCGUCGAACGUGGCUUGCAACGAUGGGUGAUGAAACAUGAAAUUUUGUUGUUUUUCUUCAACAAAACUUACGCCAUGGUACACAUACCAGCCACGAUUGCCUUCAUGGCCUACGCAUAUCGCUUCUUCCCAGCCCCCAUUUUCCAAUCCACACGUCGCACUUUGGUCCUUUCCAACUGUAUCGCCUUUAUCAUUUUCUCCACCUGGCCUUGUAUGCCUCCUCGGCUACUUCCGAAAGAGUACGGGUACGUGGACACGCUUCAUGUAGGAAAAGCAGCCAGUAUUUGGACCACGAACAAAUUUCAGAAUCAGCUUGCGGCCUUCCCUUCGCUUCAUUUUGGGUAUUCAUUCGUCAUUGGGGUAUCGCUCUUCCUGUACACUCCUCAUAGGUUCAUGCGCUGGGUGGCUCCUCUCUACCCUAUACUUAUCCUGCUUGUCAUCAUGGCAACUGCCAAUCACUAUCUCCUCGACGCCGUCGGUGGCUUAUUCGUCACUAUCCUUGCAUACCGUGCCAACCGCCUUCUGCUCAAUCUUCGUCCAAUCGAAGAAUGGUGGUUCUGGGCGCUUCGAACCGAAAAGCCUAUGGAUAAAGCGGAUUUCGAAAAUGUGGUGAACAGGGAGAAAGUCGGUCAAUUGGCAGUUCCGAGGGAUAUGAGUCAAAGACCUCUUUUGGCUGGAAUUCCAGAGUAGAGCGAGCGUGUGACUUCAUAACGAUCAUCUGUCAUAUCUGUCGGGUACGAAAAUUCUGUCAGUGUGUAGAGUUGAUGGACAUGUGGCAUCAUGAUAGUCGUCUUCUCGCGCGAUCUGGCGCCUAGACUACGUGAGUUUUCCGUGCGGCCUUGGGGUUCGUCGAUUCACAAUUCCCGAUUCCCGAUUCCCGAUUCCCUCUAACUACGCACGUCCUGCUAUGUCUAUACAAUACUCAUACAGCAAGUGUCUGUGUGGAAUUAGAGGAUGCAGGAUCUUUUCGGUU